AUGGUCCUCUUUGGUCUCUUUUCCCGCAAACCAGCACAACCCGAGCCUGAGCCUGAGCCUGAGCAACAGCAGCCUCAGCAGGAAGAACAUGCCGCAGGAUCGGCUUCUUCCUCAGCGCAACCUUUUGUCUUUCCCCAACGCCAGCUUCACACUCCAGCGCCAUCCCUCUCCUUCUCCACCCCGCCGGUCGUCCGCUCAGAUAGCACUCCGGCCGAUCCUCCGCCGCGCACACCCUCUCCUCUCCCCGACGCGAAUGGCGCUCCCGCCGAAGAUCCGGAGCCUCCAGUAACAGAUCCCCGUGAACUCCAUUCCCUCAUCUCGUCAGUCCCACCACAGACGCUCCACGGAUAUUGCAUCGACCUCCUCGAUCCUGUCGCGUUCGAUACCGCCAUUGGCAAGCCCAAGGCUCCCAAACGGCGACGACGAAAAUCUGCUCUCGUUCCUGCAGAGGAUGCCAACGCUGCUGCAGCGUCGGAGCCUCCUUUGAAACCCCACCCUCUCCUGACACCCGAAGUCCUCAAAUCACUCACCGCGUUCUUCAAGACCCUCGUUCCGCCGCCUCAACUCCAUUGCGUCCGAUGCCAUAAAGCCUAUUUCGAACUCGAAAACACCGACUACAGUUGUCGCGUGCCUCACGAUGACGCGAGUACCGUCGUUGAACGCGUGGGCACCAAGCUCGUUCAAAGUUCAGAUGAAGAGGAUGAGGAUGAGGAGGGAAGCGGGGAUGAUGACGAGUAUGUCGAUAGUGGAAGUGACGCCGAAGAAGGGAAGAAGCGCCGAAGGCCACGCAAGUCGAUCGUCCCCACGAAGAGCAGCGUCUACGAAACUUUUUGGGGUUGCUGCGGACAGACUGUAGAAGGCGAUGGCGACCAAGGUCCCCCAGAUGGCUGGUGCUACGAAGGUCGACAUACGACUGACUACAAACGAGCACGCUUCCGUGCCGACUCGACUCCUCAAGACGACAAGCUGGUCUCCUGCCACAGACUCAAGUGCUUCCGACCUCCCGUAUCCCAGGGCUCAACCGUAGCAUCCUCGGUCAGGUCAGCACCAGCCGCCAGAAAACGUAAACGAAACGUCAAGAGCGUCGAUUACCGCGAACCCGACGACGACGAAGACAUGGAAGGUCCAGACGAGGAAAAACCAGGCGAUGACGACGACGAUGCCAAAUCGACCGCUAGUGUCAAACGAAGGAGAAAAGACUCGUCCGGUGCGGUCAUCUCUUCCAAAGGAAAGGGAAAGGGUCCCGGAAGGCCUCGAAAGCGGACGAUAAAGAGCAAGGAAGAGGUGGAUGACGAAGCAGACCAGGACGCUAUGGACGUCGAUCAACCGCCAGUCGCGACCUCGAUCUCGGCUAUUGGUUCGAUCCCUCGUUCACCGCCAGCAUCUCCGCGCCGAAAACCCGUGUCCAGUGCGAGUACUGCGUCGACUUCAGUUUCUGCUCCUCCUGGGCCCCUGAAAAAGAAAGCUGCGAUGAAACCAAAGCCCAAGGCAUUGCCUAGCCCCAAAGCAGGAGGGAACACGAAGCCCGCUACACCCUCACCUUUAGGUGUCCGCCAGGAUACAGCCGACUUGGAAGAUGAAGACGACGACGCCGAAACUUCAACUCAACGCCGAUCCCGAUCCCAAGUCUUUGUCGAAGUGCCCACUCGAAGCGCGUCCAAGUCGCCCGUUCGAGGAUCUACCUCCGCAACUCCCAACUCCAAAUCCACAUUUCGUAUGAAGUCAAAGUCGUCACCCGCGAAUGACACGAGGAUGGCGGCGGUUGAGACGGUGUUGAGUAAGAGUGUGGCGGUUGUGAAAGCCAAGGGGAGUGUGGCGAGUUUGAGGGACAAGUUUGAGAAGGGGAAUGCGACGGAUCGAGAGGAGGGGUCGAAUGUGCAUGUGAAGGCGAAGCAGAAGAGGAAGCAGUUGCAGGAGGUUGUGGCGAGUAGUGUUCCGAAUGAAGUUGAGAUGCAGUGA
Coprinopsis cinerea okayama7#130 is the source of this 1959-nucleotide messenger RNA. RefSeq lists its product as hypothetical. The coding region runs from base 1 to 1959 and encodes 652 amino acids. The transcript has 2 exons. The record is from RefSeq and is a predicted model, not a curated record. NCBI's taxonomy places the organism in Eukaryota, Fungi, Basidiomycota, Agaricomycetes, Agaricales, Psathyrellaceae.